ACACAAAAUUCUACGUGCUCGGCGACUGGACCUAAUGCAUAAAACUGCCCUGCUCCACGCUCGCCGUCGUUAGACAUGCGCCCGCCCACAACAAGCGGGGGGCGGGGGUGCGCGGACGCACUUACCUAAGGCGGCUCCCGCUCCAGCCUUCUUCAGUCGUUCUUUGGUAUCGAUCAGAACCACUGUGUCCUGUGCGCAAUUUUGUAAUCACGAGUUUUCAAAACCGUCGCAAUGGAAUUGGAAAAUGUAAGUUUGGAUCACUUAAAACAGGGGUUAUUAAAGGCGAACUUAUUUCACUUGACCAGACAUUUUGUUGAGACUAAGGUAACGUUUUAUGUUUUAUCUUAUUGAAUUUAUCUUUCAGAUGCACAACCUGCCUCUGAGACAGCGUGGUCGGCCUCGCGGGCACAACCGCGCUCGUCUCUCGAAAGAGCAGCAGAAGGAGCGCAACAAGUAUUACGAACAACUGAGACGCAAAGAAAUCAAGGAAAGGUGGACGGAGCUUGUCCAACUGAUAAACCCUGAAAAGGUGCACCAGCCAAAAAGCGACAAGGAAGUUGCGAUCUACAUAGCGGACUUGGAAGACGACGCCUCAGAUGCGGAGAAAGAAGCGGAACAACUGCGCGCUGACAACGCAAAGCUGCGCAAAAAGUUGCGGAGGCUGCAGGCAUCCCUCAGGAGGCAGGAGUCUCCUCCCAGGAAGCGGGCGGCGCCGGCGGGCGGCCGCGAGUGCGCACCUCAAAGCUUUGUUGAUCAACUGCUUCAUGUAGAGGAGAGUGAAGCAAUGGAUGUUGAUCUGAGCGCUUUUGAAGUUGUUGCCGAGGAAUCAAUACCUUUCUCCGGCGCUAUGGAUGUCCUACCCAGUGAGAUUAUCCUCGGCGUUCUUCCAUCAAAAGAGAAGAUGGAGGAGUGUAACGAAGUUUCUCUAAACAAUCCUAUCACCGACGCAGUAGUGGUACCCGCGGAGCAACAUGAUUCCGGUGUUGACUCUCCCCCAGGAAAUCUCCUUGACCUGCUUCCUGUGUACCCGGAAGAGGAUGCGCUUUUGGAGACCAUAGCGGCCAUGGACAUACCAGAUCCGCUGGAUAUUGACGUGAAUCCCUCAGGAUUCCUUCUGCCUCCACCAGCGACCCACCAGCUUCCCGACGUCACGAGUAAGUCAAUCGUCUUCCUUGAGCAGUGCGAUCACCAGCAAGUCAAGUUCAUCACCGGGUUGUCUAACGCGCGCCGCUUGUCCACAGGUGAGGGGCUGGCGGAGGUGGACCGGUUGGUGGCGCUAUUCUUCAACAGUUGACAGCUGUGAGCCGGAAUUGUUGAGGACAAUUUGAAUUAAAUUCACUCCAAGGAGCAUCGGCCUCGGGAGAUUUUAGGUUAAUUUGCAUGUUAGUGUUAAGUAUUAAAUAGUAGUUUGUAAAAUUCUUGUAAUUAGUUGCCAUUUUAAUGUUUUUAGUGUAAUUUGUUAUCGUUGAAUGUUUAUUUUAUAAUAUACUUUUGUCUAUAAUACAUUUUUGAUUUUUAUUUGUCCACAAAAGCCGUAACAAACAUUUUAUGCAUUACUGCACAUUGUAAAUGUUUAGAACAUAUAUUUUUAAUAAAAAAAUAGUAGAUUUGGAAUACUACCAAAAGUAACGCGAUAGCUGCUACACAAUCGCUGAUUCGUAGCGUGAAUAUAAGUCAACAACACCUACGCCCUCAUAUAAAAGGCAAAUGAUUUAUAAGUGUCGAAGGGAUCGUAUUAUAACGUUUCCUCUCGAUAUCCAGUUCCUGAUUAAACGCUUUGAGAUAAC
Molecule: messenger RNA, 1787 nt
Organism: Ostrinia furnacalis (Asian corn borer)
Lineage: Eukaryota; Metazoa; Arthropoda; Insecta; Lepidoptera; Crambidae
Exons: 10
Coding region: 335-1294 (319 amino acids)
Source: RefSeq, a predicted model, not a curated record